Molecule: messenger RNA, 1191 nt
Organism: Bombus impatiens (common eastern bumble bee)
Lineage: Eukaryota; Metazoa; Arthropoda; Insecta; Hymenoptera; Apidae
Product: aldo-keto reductase family 1 member B1
Exons: 5
Coding region: 160-1107 (315 amino acids)
Cellular component (GO): cytosol
Molecular function (GO): aldose reductase (NADPH) activity
Source: RefSeq, a predicted model, not a curated record
UGUAUAUAUGCAACACUCUCAGUCAUAUCCAUAUCUUUUACCAUUUUAUUGUAAGUGUGGAAAAUAAUAAAUGUGUGUGUACCAUAUAAAAUAAAUAGGGGCUUCGAUUAAUGCUGCGCGUCAAUUCAUUAAUGUAUUAUUUCGAAUGCACAUGUGACGAUGGCACAACAAAUCGUGAAAUUUAAUAAUGGCAAUACUUGUCCCAUUCUUGGUUUGGGUACUUGGCAGUCCAAGCCGAAUGAAGUGAUUCAAGCAGUAAAAGAUGCCAUUGACAUCGGCUACAGGCAUCUAGAUUGUGCCCCCGUUUAUGGAAACGAACCAGAGGUCGGUGCAGCAGUUGCCGCAAAAAUUAAAGAAGGCGUUAUUAAACGGGAAGAUAUUUUUAUCACGAGUAAAUUGUGGAACACGAACCAUCAACCUGAUCUAGUCGAACCUGCAUUAAAGAAAACUUUGAAUAAUCUUGGGCUUGAAUAUCUCGAUCUUUACCUGAUGCAUUCACCAAUGGGGUUCAAGCCUGGUGAUGAUCCAUUUCCUAAAGAUGCUGAUGGUAAAUCUAUAAACGAUGAUACCGAUUAUGUCGAUACUUGGCAUGCAAUGGAGAAUCUUGUAAAGAAAGGUCUUGUAAAGAACAUUGGAGUAAGCAACUUCAAUUAUCAACAAAUGGAACGAAUACUUUCUAACUGUACAAUAAAACCAGUGACAAAUCAGAUUGAAUGCCAUCCAUAUUUAAUUGAGAAGAAAGUGUGUGACUUUUGCAAUUCUAAAGGAGUCCUUAUUACUGCUUACUGUCCUUUUGCUAAGCCAGGUCUUAGUGUUGAUGAGCCUGUACUGUUAGAAGACUCAACAAUUACAGCGCUAGCUACCAAAUGCAAAAAAACUCCUGCUCAAGUAGUACUGCGAUAUCAAAUACAGCGUGGACACAUAGUGAUUCCUAAAUCAGUAACAAAAUCGAGAAUACAAGAAAACUUUAAUAUCUUUGAUUUUGAAUUAAGUUCAGAGGAUAUGGAUACAAUAAAUAGUAUGAAUUGUAAUAAAAGAGUUGGCUUAAGACCUGAAAAUUUCAGAUUUAGUCACCACAAAUACUUCCCCUACAACACAGAAUUUUAAUAUUAUUCUAUAAACCAACACUAAUAAACAGAAUUUUAAUAUUAUAUUAUAAACCAUGAAUAAUGAAAUAUAUUUCUUUUUAAA